GACCUGCAGCGACAAUCUUGCGCCUGACUCGACCAACAACUUUGCAUAGAAAAGAAGGCAGCUGCAGCUGCAGUUGCGGUGUGUUAUGUCGUUGUAUAAUGGUGGCCGAGAUGGAACUGGUAGUGGUAGAAAUGAGCCUCAUUGCAUGCCCAAAGGUACCGCAAUGUUGUGUGUCCGUCGUCAGCGUGCAAUGAUGUAUGAAACCAGCGAAGAUAAAAAGGCUCUCUUGGCCCCCGUCAAUUGAUCUCACCAAGCUUGACUAGGGAGCCAUUGCGCAGGUAGAAAGCAGGUGAAUUGUUCGAUCGCAGCGCGCCAAAAUGUCUCGACCUUGCCAGACGAACGCACCUGAAGGCAACUUUGUACAAAAGCCAGCCAGUGAGCCACCACGGAGUGAGGAAGCCGGUGCACCAAGCAUGAGACCUGGAAUAGUACGGCAAACAUCUGACUUCGGCCCAGAUCUCGAACGCCAAGCAGGAAGCUGGGGAGGAGAAAGAGGUUGGGUUCGCAUGUGUCGACAGAUACAGCAAGACAAGAGGCACAUGGUCGCACCCCGACUGUCAAACAUAAGCUCGCGCUGUAUUAUGCUUCAAGCGAACCGCAUGGUGACUCUUUAUGCCGAGGCCGAAAAAGCAUUCGAGUUGGGUAAAGAAGAUGUGAACUCAAACGAAAAGUUUGUGGAGGAAUACCUAAAAUAUUGUAAGAUAAAGGAUAAUGGCGAUUACGAUCCAUUUGCUGGACCGCAAGCUGACACACUCACAGCACAGCUGCUGCUUCAAACAAACCAGGUACUCGCACUCGACAAGCCAGGCAGUUAUUUCUUGAGGAAUCUCUUACCUUCCUUCAGAGCUAUGUUAAAGGGAGGGAGUGGCAACUACCUUGACGCGCCGAUGAACGACUGGGCAUCGCUCUCGCAACCAGACAGGCUUGACCAGCUCAUCUGCCUUGCCGCAUACACAAGGGUCGGCAGAACCCUCUUUACACCGUUCCUAUCAAGACAAGAAGAGGUUGAUGAUAAUGAUCAGUAUCACUACAACGAAGGGGCCAUACGGUUUAUUACCAUCACCAUCUUCAGCUCCAUUAUCGCCGUGUUUGCUUGCGCUCCAGCCGCGAUUCAGUCCCUGAAUGUUCGAUCAACAGUUGGUGAAGUAGUUGUGUAUCUCGUGUUUGUGAUCGUGUUUGGCUGGCUGAGUCAGGGACUGAUUUUGGGACUUGAGAAAGUUUUGCUCUCUUGUCUUGCCUACGCCGGAUUGAUGGCAACCCUUCUUCGAGGGGGUUAA
Molecule: messenger RNA, 1277 nt
Organism: Fusarium oxysporum Fo47
Lineage: Eukaryota; Fungi; Ascomycota; Sordariomycetes; Hypocreales; Nectriaceae
Exons: 4
Coding region: 318-1277 (319 amino acids)
Source: RefSeq, a predicted model, not a curated record